UUCCCAACUGUUAAUAACGAUCCAAAACCCCAACUAACUCAAAAGUUCCUUAUAAUACCCGAGAAAAGAAAGUUAAUGAAAGCAGACGAUGAUCCAUAAUCUCACCAUAAUUUCACGUCCCGCCGUAAUCCCUCUGUUUCUCUCAUCAACAAAGCUACUCUCACUCAAUCCCACAUUUCUUUCACCAUUUUCCAGCACAAUGCUAAAUCCCUCGAACGCAGCACGAGCUGCGCAGACUGUGCACCACGUCCCGGGUCUCGACCCGGAGGAAUCGGAGCGGGUAUUCGAGCAGACCCUGAAAAGAUACAGUUUUGAUGAUUCCUCCUCGAGUAAAAACGGGAAAGGGGUCUCCAUUGUUUGGUUCAGGAACGAUUUGAGGAUUUUGGACAACGAGGUUUUGCUCAGGGCGUGGGCUUCGUCCGAAGCUGUCUUGCCCGUUUAUUGUCUCGACCCCAGAAUUUUCGGGUCCACCACAUAUUACUUUGGUUUACCCAAAACUGGAGCUUUGAGAACACAAUUUGUUUUAGAGUGCUUGACAGACUUAAAAAGAAAUCUGAUGAAGAGGGGUCUUAACCUCUUAAUACAGCACGGCAAGCCCGAGCAAAUUCUUCCUUCUCUUGCAAAAGCAUACGGAGCCCACACUAUUUACUCCCAGAAAGAAACAUGCAGUGAAGAGCUAAAUGUUGAGAGACGUGUUUCCAAAAACUUGAAAAAAGUUGAGUCUUCUAAACUGGAACUGAUAUGGGGUACAACCAUGUACCAUAUUUAUGACCUUCCGUUUGACUGCACGUCCUUGCCUGACAUUUAUACUCAGUUCCGAAAGUCAGUCGAGUCAAAGUCUGUAAUUAGGAGUUCCAUUAAGGUACCAGCAUCGCUUGGGCCCACGCCAGACGUCAAAGAUUGGGGAUGCAUUCCCGACAUUUCUUCACUUGGUGUUGGUAAAGGAAUGUCUUUUACAGGAGGUGAAACUGCAGCAUUGAGUAGAGUACACGAAUACUUCUGGAAGAAGGUGAAAUGUCGUCUUGGUAUUUCAACUUUGGCUGCUAAAAGAAUAAAUCCAUGCCUAUACAGAAGCUGUUUUACUAUGUUUCACUCCGAAAAUUUUCUGCAAAUGAUGAUUGCGAGGGUGUUGUUUGAACUUAUAUGGAGGGACUACUUCAGGUUUCUAUCCAUCAAGCAAGGAAACUCUAUUUUUCACUCAGGCGGUCCACGGAAUGUAAAGCUCAAUUGGAGCCAAAACCAAGCACUCUUCGAUGCCUGGAGGGAAGGUCAAACUGGGUAUCCUCUGGUUGAUGCAAAUAUGAAAGAAUUAUCGGCUACUGGCUUUAUGUCAAACCGUGGGCGGCAGAUUGUGUGUUCAUUUCUUGUUCGUGAUAUGGGCAUUGACUGGAGAAUGGGAGCCGAAUGGUUUGAGACAUGCCUUCUGGAUUAUGACCCUUGUUCCAAUUAUGGAAAUUGGACCUAUGGAGCAGGUGUUGGGAAUGACCCGAGAGAGGAUCGUUAUUUCAGCAUUCCUAAACAAGCCCAAAACUAUGAUCCUGAUGGCGACUUUGUUGCGUACUGGUUGCCGCAGCUAAAGGCACUGCCUAAAGAGAAAAGGCAUAAUCCGGGAAUGUUGUAUAUAAAGCCAAUCGUGGCGCUUAAGUUUGGAAAAACGAAAUCAACGAGUAAUCGGACGGCGGGCCCAUCAGGAUUCAGGAGAACUGCAAAAGAAGUUGAUAGCAGCAAAUUGAGGAGCUAUAGAGGGAAUAGAACCCAAUAGCCUGCUGUGUGACAAGUUAGAUUUAAGUGUAUUCUGUGGUGAGUGUGUCUGCCAACACUGGUUUCUUAAGGAGAAAAAAUAG
Messenger RNA from Striga asiatica, 1844 nucleotides. NCBI's taxonomy places the organism in Eukaryota, Viridiplantae, Streptophyta, Magnoliopsida, Lamiales, Orobanchaceae. The record is from the annotation of a GenBank genome assembly.